Molecule: messenger RNA, 3996 nt
Organism: Beta vulgaris subsp. vulgaris (sugar beet)
Lineage: Eukaryota; Viridiplantae; Streptophyta; Magnoliopsida; Caryophyllales; Amaranthaceae
Exons: 2
Coding region: 1-3996 (1331 amino acids)
Molecular function (GO): nucleic acid binding; RNA-DNA hybrid ribonuclease activity
Source: RefSeq, a predicted model, not a curated record
AUGAAGAUUAUUAUUUGGAAUGUUCGCGGGGCCUCGAAUAACACAUUUGUUCCCCAUGCAUGGGAUGUUGUUAGGCUUAACAAACCUUCUAUUUUUAUCAUCUUUGAGACUAAGGCGGAGGAAUGCCGUGCACGUCAAGUCACAAGAUUGCUAGGGUUUGAUGAUUUCAAAGCUAUCCCUCCUCAUGGGUUGAAAGGUGGUAUUUGGCUUAUGUGGAAAAAAUCCAUUGAAUUAGUGAGCUGGAGUGAGGUCUCCCCUUACUACUUUCAUUCCCUUUUCAAAUUCAGUCCUAAACAUCCUGAAAUGCUUCUCACUGGAAUCCAUGCUCCAAGUACGGCGAGAGAACGACAUGAAUUAUGGAAAAACAUGGAACAAAAUCUCCCUCCUGAUCAAACUCCGUGGAUGGUUGUUGGUGAUCUCAAUGAGAUUCGAAGUCAAUCUGAAAAAUCGGGGGGUCGGGCUUUUCGUAGCUCUCAAUGUCAGGCUUUAAAUUCCUUCAUGGAUGCUGCAUGUCUUGUGGAUCUUGGAUUUGAUGGAAAUCCAUAUACGUGGACUAAUGCAAGAGAAGGGGCUGCUCUUAUCCGAGAGAGAUUGGAUAGAGCUUUAGCAAAUCACACAUGGAUCUCGGCUUUCCCGGGAACCCAGGUGAGUCAUCUUCCUCGGACUCAUUCAGAUCAUUGUCCUCUUUGUGUCAAUCUUAACUUUUCUUCUUCUUCACAUCAAAAAGCUUUUCCUUUUCGCUGCAAAGAAGUUUGGUUGGCUCACUCUGAUUUUAAAAAGUUUUUUGUCAAUAAUUGGAUUAAUCCUGUUGUAGAUUUUUUAGAAGGUAGGGACAAAUUUCUCGCUAAUAUUAAGCACUGGGAUCUUCAUGUUUUUGGUAAUCUGUCUAUGCAAAAAAAAAGAAUCUAUGCUAGGUUAAAUGGCAUUCAAAAGGCUUUAGCUUUUCGGACUUCUACUUUCCUUUUAAAUCUUGAAAAAAAUCUUUUAAAUGAUCUUAAUCACAUUCACCUUGUUGAAAAAAGAAUUUGGGCUCAAAAAGCUGGAUUUGAUUGGAGACGGAACGGUGACCUUAACACUCGCUAUUUUCAUAUCAUUGCAAAAAUAAAAAAAUCAAGAGGUAAAAUCCAUGCACUACAAAAUCUAAAUGGUGAUUGGGAGUUUGAUGACCUAGUUUUAAAGGAUUUGGCUCGUUUAACUUUUAGAAACAUUCUCACUACAAAUCAUUCCCUUUCUCUGUUGAAUUGCUCUUUUAAUCCUUUAAUAACAUUAUCAACUGAGGAAGCUGCGUCUCUUAUCUCUCCUGUUUUAAUUGAGGAGCUAAAUAUUAUUGUUAAAUCCAUGUCUCCCAUAAAAAGCCUUGGUCCUGAUGGUAUUCAACCGGUUUUUUAUCAACAAUGUUGGACUGAACUUCAUCAAACUAUUUCUGAUUUUGUUAACAAAUGUCUCACUGAUGGUUUUAUUCCUGAGAAUAUUAAUAAAUCUUUUAUUUGUUUGAUACCGAAAAAAACUGCGCCAACUACCAUCAAUGAUUUUAGGCCAAUUGGUUUAUGUAACACCAUUCUAAAAAUCUUAACUAAAACCAUUGCGAUGCGCCUAAGACCUCUUAUGAUAAACCUGACUAGUCCCCUUCAAACCAGCUUUGUCAAAGGUAGAACCAUUGAUGAAAAUAUAAUCAUUUUAAAAGAGGUUGCACAUUUGUUUAAACGGACUAAACGAAAGAAAAGUAUUAUGGCCCUAAAAAUUGACCUUACAAAAGCGUUUGAUUGUUUAGAAUGGUCUUUUAUUAGGGAAACCCUAAUUGGUUUUAAUUUCCCCAAAAGAUUGGUUGAGACCAUUAUGAGUGUUAUCACCACUCCUUCCAUCUCUGUUCUCUGGAAUGGCGAAAUAACACAGGAAUUUAAACCUUCAAGAGGUAUAAGGCAAGGUGAUCCACUGUCUCCAUAUAUUUUUGUCUUAUGUAUGGAACGACUCUCCUUACUCAUUCAGCAGAAACUUGACUUAAAAUUGUGGAAGCCCCUAAUGAUAACUAAGGAUAUUGGUUUAUCUCACCUUUUCUAUGCCGAUGAUGUCUUCUUAUUUGGGAGAGCUUCUUGUGACAACCUUGAUUUGAUGAUGGAGGUUCUUAAUGAUUUUGUUUUGCAAUCAGAUUUUGGGAAAUACUUAGGAGUUCACAUUUCACCAAAUAAGCUUAGAAGGUCAGAUUAUUUAGAUCUGUUAGAUAAGACCACUGAUAGGAUUAGAGGAUGGCAAGCUAAGUUAUUAAAUAUGGCUGGUAGAUGUACACUUAUUAAAUCAGUUUUGAAUUCCUAUCCUUUGCACGUUAUGCAGACUAAUAUAUUGCCAAUAGGGGUUCUUAAUGAUAUUCAGAAAAAUGCUAAGCGAUUCCUUUGGAAUAAAGUAGGCCAACGUCACUAUAUCUCUCGAACUUCUUGGGACCAAGUGUGUAAACCAAUGAUUGAAGGAGGUCUUGGUAUUAGGGAUCUUAGGCAUUGGAAUUUUUGUUUCAUGGCUAAAUUAGGUUGGAUUUUCUUAACUCAACCUUCGAAGCUAUGGGUUAAAAUUCUAAAGAGUAAAUACUGUAAAGGCUCUAACUUCAUGGAUGUCAUUCCCAAUGUCUCUCACUCCACUAUCUGGCGAGAUAUUCUUAAAGGGAGGGAUUUGCUUAGGCAGGGUUUAAUUUUAAAUGUUGGUAAUGGGCAAGAUAUUUCUCUUUGGUUCCAUCACUGGGUGGGCAAAGAGCCUCUGUAUAAACUUAAAGAUCUAGUGAUUCCUGAAGCAAUAGCUCAUUGGAGAGUAGCUCACAUUAUUCAAAAUGGGGAUUGGAACCUUACUCACAUAGCUAACUUGCUCCCUCAGGAGAUUAUUAAUGAAAUUUGUGCAAUUCCAUUAACUAAAUUUGAUGAUGUUAAAGAUGGAUUAAGAUGGAUCUUCACCACUGAAGGGGACUUCUCAAUAAAAACUGCUUAUAGAAAUCUUAAUUCUUUAAACACUAGAAGCACUCAUUCUCCUAAAAAUUGGUCUAAACUUUGGAGGAUUGAAGUUCCUUUUAAAUAUAGAAUGCUUUUUUGGAAUGUAGUGCAUGAAAUUCUACCAACUGCUAUCAAUUUACAAAAAAGAAUCCAUGCUUUUGAUACAACUUGUCAAUGUUGUCUUCUUGCUACUGAAACACAUCUUCAUCUAUUUAGGAACUGUUUUCAUGCAAAUGUUCUUUGGAAAAGGAUUUUUCAAAACUGCCAAUUAGCCAGGGUUAUAGAAGUGCAUCGUUUUUUCAAUAAUGAUUGGGAUGAUUGGUUAAAGUUUAAUCUUGAACAAACUUUGGAAUGGUUGCAAAUGUUUGUAAUAGUGCUUUGGCAUAUUUGGAAGAAUCGAAACAAAGCUGUAUUUGAAGGAUCAAUGGCAAGAUCUUCAUCUCAAUUUAAUCAUUUCUUCCUUGAUUAUCUUCAUAACAAAAAUGCUUUUCAGAAUCAAGAUAAAAUAGCCCUGAAUGCACAGCGAGUCAUAGCAUGGAAACCGCCGGUUCAUGGAUACCUUAAGCUUAACACUGAUGGAUCCUGGAAGGCAAAUGAUAAGGCUAGUGGGGGAGGGGUGAUCAGGCGAACUGACGGAUCUUGGUUCAUGGGCUUCUCCAUCAAAUUUCGGGCAGUUAAUCCGGCAGCAGCGGAGCUCAUUACCAUCAGGGAGGGGCUUUCUAUGGCAAAAGAUCAUAAUAUUUCGAGACUGGAAGUUGAGACGGAUGCUCAAGCACUGAAGAUCAUGCUGGACAGAGCGGAACAUCAUCCUCAUCAUCAGCUAAGUGCAAUCAUAUGUGAUAUCGUUAAGCUUAUCAAAACCAACUGGGUUGUGAUCUUCCUACAUGCAAAAAGAGAUGCUAAUAUGGUUGCGCAUAACUUAGCUAGGUUUGGAAUGAACAUGGAGGUUGAUAAAACCACUCACACAGCUCCACCACAAUGCGUUAUGAAGGAAUAUAUGCAGGAACUAGUGAAUCCAAUGGCGUAG